Molecule: messenger RNA, 1222 nt
Organism: Eruca vesicaria subsp. sativa (arugula)
Lineage: Eukaryota; Viridiplantae; Streptophyta; Magnoliopsida; Brassicales; Brassicaceae
Source: the annotation of a GenBank genome assembly
CAAAGCUCAAAAGGUAACAUAAGAAUCACCGCAAAAAAAAAAAAAAAAAAUCACCAUGGGAGGACUCGACGAAGCUUUUAUCCAAGCUCCUGAACACAGACCCAAAACUGAUCUCAAAAACUCCGGUGACUACAUUUACUCCAACGAGAUCCCGACCAUCGACCUCUCUUCUCUCCAAGACCCAGACUGCGACAAGACCGCGCUCGCGACAGAGAUUGCUGAAGCAUGCAUGAGGUGGGGGUUUUUCCAGGUGGUAAACCAUGGCUUGUCGUUGGACUUAAAGCGUCGGGUGGAGAAGACGAUGGCGGAUUUUUUCAGUCUAACGUCGGAGGAGAAAAGAAGAGUGAAAAGAGACGAAGUGAACCCUAUGGGUUAUCACGACGGAGAACAUACCAAAAACGUUAGAGACUGGAAAGAGAUUUUCGACUUCUUUUUGCAGGACUCGACGACGGUUCCGGCGACUACGGUGCCGGAAGAUACCGAGCUCAGGAAUCUCACUAACCAGUGGCCUGAAAACCCUUCCGACUUCAGAGAGGUGUGCCAAGAAUAUGCAAGAGAAGUUGCGAAGCUUGCUUUCAAGCUUUUGGAACUUAUCUCAAUUAGUUUGGGUCUACCCGGUGAUCGGUUAACGGGGUACUUCAAGGACCAAAUAAGCUUUUUGCGGCUUAACCAUUACCCUCCUUGCCCGAACCCGGAGCUAGCAUUAGGCGUUGGACGCCACGCAGACUCGGGAGUUAUAACCGUUUUGGCCCAAGAUAGUGUGGGUGGGUUACAAGUAAGCCGUAGAUCGGAUGGACAAUGGAUCUCUGUGAAACCGAACCCUGAUGCUUUCAUCAUUAACAUUGGCAACUGCAUGCAGGUAUGGACAAAUGACAAGUAUUGGAGUGCCGAACAUAGAGUGGUAGUGAACUCAAGCAAAGAGAGAUUCUCAAUGCCAUUCUUCCUUUUCCCAUCCCAUGAAGUCAACAUUGAGCCAUUGAAGGAGCUUAUAGGCGAAGACAAUCCACCUUGUUACAAAAAGUACAAUUGGGGCAAGUUCUUUGUUACGAGAAACAGAAGUAAUUACAAGAAGCUCCAGGCUGAGAACAUCCAGAUUGAUCACUUUAAGGCCACUUAAUUAAUCAUUCUAUUUUAUCAGCACAACACAUCCUCUUAUUAAAAGUAAUAUAUAUGUAACUUGAAAAUAUAUCAAAUAAUAAAAAAAGAGAAAUUAUUAAAAAUA